This is a messenger RNA of Phacochoerus africanus (Common warthog), 3988 nucleotides long. RefSeq names its product 6-phosphofructo-2-kinase/fructose-2,6-biphosphatase 2 (gene PFKFB2). Bases 307 to 1914 code for a protein of 535 amino acids. The transcript has 17 exons. Gene Ontology annotation, biological process: fructose metabolic process; fructose 2,6-bisphosphate metabolic process. Gene Ontology annotation, molecular function: ATP binding; 6-phosphofructo-2-kinase activity; fructose-2,6-bisphosphate 2-phosphatase activity. Lineage: Eukaryota; Metazoa; Chordata; Mammalia; Artiodactyla; Suidae. The record is from RefSeq and is a predicted model, not a curated record. Gene Ontology annotation, cellular component: cytosol.
GAGCCAGGCGGGGGCACGUGAUUUGCCGGCGACUGGUGUGCGGGACACCGGCCACAGUCUGUGGGUUCCCGUCUGCCGCGUUACCCGGACUGAAUUCUCCCAUUGGACUGCAGUUACUUUAUGAUAAUGGACUUGAUCUAUUUGCAACUCGCCCCACCCCCAACUGCUGCAACUACUCUCCCCAGAUUCUUAAACUGGAAUCUGAAGUCAGGAAGGAACUUGGAUGAACCACUUAGUUUGAUUAACCUCAGUUUUUCAAUCUGUAAAAUGAGGAGAAGUAAUAAUGGGGUCCCCUGAAGAGCUGCCAUGUCUGGGAAUCCUGCGUCUUCCUCAGAACAGAACAACAACAGCUAUGAAACCAAAACAAAUCUCCGAAUGUCAGAAAAGAAAUGCUCGUGGGCGUCCUACAUGACCAAUUCCCCGACCCUCAUCGUUAUGAUUGGCUUACCGGCCCGGGGCAAAACCUACGUGUCCAAGAAACUCACACGCUACCUCAACUGGAUUGGGGUGCCCACCAAAGUGUUUAACCUUGGGGUGUAUCGGCGUGAAGCGGUCAAGUCCUAUAAGUCCUACGACUUCUUCCGGCACGACAACGAGGAGGCCAUGAAGAUCCGCAAACAGUGCGCCCUGGUGGCACUGGAAGACGUUAAGGCGUAUCUCACCGAGGACAACGGGCAGAUUGCGGUGUUCGAUGCUACCAAUACCACUCGAGAGAGGAGGGACUUGAUUUUGAACUUCGCUGAGGAGAAUUCCUUCAAGGUGUUCUUUGUGGAAUCUGUCUGCGAUGAUCCUGAUGUCAUUGCUGCCAACAUCCUGGAGGUAAAGGUGUCGAGUCCUGACUACCCUGAAAGGAACAGGGAGAAUGUGAUGGAGGACUUCCUAAAGAGAAUUGAGUGCUACAAGGUCACCUAUCAACCCCUUGACCCAGACAACUAUGACAAGGAUCUUUCUUUCAUCAAGGUGAUAAAUGUGGGCCAGCGAUUUCUGGUGAACAAAGUCCAGGACUACAUCCAGAGCAAGAUCGUCUACUACCUCAUGAAUAUCCACGUCCAGCCCCGCACCAUUUACCUGUGCCGGCACGGAGAGAGCGAGUUCAAUCUCCUGGGGAAGAUUGGGGGUGACUCAGGGCUCUCGGUUCGGGGAAAGCAGUUUGCCCAGGCUCUAAGGAAGUUUCUGGAGGAACAGGAGAUAGCAGAUCUCAAAGUGUGGACGAGCCAGUUGAAGAGGACUAUCCAGACCGCUGAAUCUCUGGGGGUGACCUAUGAGCAGUGGAAGAUUCUGAAUGAGAUUGAUGCUGGUGUGUGCGAGGAGAUGACCUACGCGGAGAUCGAGGAGCAGUACCCAGAUGAGUUUGCGCUUCGGGAUGAAGAGAAAUACCUGUAUCGGUACCCUGGAGGGGAGUCCUACCAGGACCUGGUGCAGCGGCUGGAGCCUGUCAUCAUGGAGCUGGAGCGCCAGGGCAAUGUCCUCGUCAUCUCCCACCAGGCUGUCAUGCGCUGCCUCCUGGCCUACUUCUUGGAUAAGGGUGCAGAUGAGCUGCCAUACCUGAGGUGUCCUCUCCACACCAUCUUCAAACUCACUCCUGUGGCCUACGGGUGCAAAGUAGAAACAAUUAAACUCAAUGUGGAGGCUGUGAACACUCACCGGGACAAGCCAACUAACAACCUCCCCAAGAACCAAACCCCUGUAAGGAUGAGAAGGAACAGCUUUACGCCUCUGUCCAGUUCGAAUACAAUAAGGCGUCCAAGAAAUUACAGUGUUGGGAGCCGGCCCCUCAAGCCCCUCAGCCCUCUUCGUGCCCUGGACAUGCAAGAAGGGGCCGACCAGCCGAAGACCCAAGUCAGCAUUCCGGCAGUGACCUCGCUGGCUGUGCAUAGGCUCUCCUCUCCGGCAUCCCACACAUUGCUCUCCUGAUGAUGUGGAGGCUGAGGCCAGACCUCUCCGGGGGACUGGGGGCUACCGAAAAGCUUGGCAUGUCAGCUCUGCAGGGGCUUGAACAGGAAGCUAAGUGGGGAUUGGACAUUCGGGGCCACCCAAAUGAGGCCUGGAGAAGCUUCACUACCCUUCUUCCCAACAUGCCUAAUGGGAAUAUUGGUGACGCUGGCAAACUUAACUUCCCUGUGCCUCAAAACUUUUCACAGCCUGAACUGAUUCAUUUUGAUAAUCUCUUUGCUGAGUUUGGCCCAAGUGGGCCAAUCCUGUUCUGUUUCGGCAUUUAACAUCUGACCUGUGACUGUAUCCCUAGCUGGCCCUGCUUUGCCUUCUGUGCAAACGCACCUCUUCAGAGUUCAUUGCUUCCAAGUGAGAGGGCUGAAUGUCAGCCAGCCUUUUCUGGGCUGUCAGAGCUGGUCUCUGCAGCCACUCCAAGUGUGCAGGCUAGGGUACAACAGACUUGUUAGCAGUCACUCUGUUUGGUCAUAUGGGAAACAAGAGACGCAUUCACCAGGUGAAUGGAGGGUAUCUGAGAAAUUCAGUCCCAGAAAAUGUCUCUUCUGCAGUGAUGGAAGAGCAGCAUCAGUAGCAACCUUUUUGUUGAGAGAUGUUUUCCUCGUUCCAGGCCCCUCGAGGGCAGGAUCUGAUGGCAAGACUCCCCAAAAUGGGUCCUGAUCUUCUGAGUUCUCUUUUGCAGCUACUGUUAAUUUUUUAAUUACCAGUUUUUUUUUUUUUUUUAAACUAGUUCCUGUGUGCCUCUCAUAGCUCAAGAGGGCUAAUGUCAUCCUCUCUGGUGGUUGGGAAUGCAGGCUGGAGAGAAAAGGGUGCCGUUAGGAUCGUGCGAAGAAGUAAGGGAGGUUCCUUGGAAAUCACCUCUACCAGGGCAUUCUCUCGGCUUCAGAGCAGGUUCAGGGAGACUUGCCCAUCUGUGGGGUCUGCUACUGUGAUGUGGUCUCUAAGAAAGCUGUGGCUAGGGCUGCAAGAACAGUUGGUCUUCUGAUGCCUGCUCUUAGCUGGUGGUCGCUGUGGUGGUUUACUGGUGUCUCAGGCAGAUCCUGGGGGGAAUGGGGAGGUGGGGGAGCCAGGCCCUCAGUGCAUUCAUCCUGUGGUUUCCCUUAAAGAUAAACCAGAUAAUUAUUUAUUCCCUAGAUCAGUAAUUGUCAAACGUACAGAUCCAUCCCUGAGAUGUGAUUUGAAUAUGUCACCACUCCUGAAGGAGGGCAUGGAAGCUCCAGAGAAUACAAUAUCUUAGAAGCAAAAUUCGCCCCCCACCUCCCUUAGCUUAAGUUUUUUUCCGCUUUUCAUUCAGAUGCUCACUUGCUGGGCAAGAGGGUGAGUGGCAUGAAAAAAUGAAAUGCAGCUUUUCCCAAAUGGUUUUUUUUAAAUACUGUGGAUGAUAGAGGGAUCUGUUACCUAAGAUGUGAUGUGCUGGGCUGCAGGCAGUUCAGCAUCCAGAAACCAGGAGCCUGUUUUAAACGCACAAAGCUGCCUUCAGAAAGGCUCUUGUCUCUGCUCUGUAGCAAGUCAUUUUCAUCUGGCUGCUCCUAGCAUGUUGUACUGUAAUGAUUUUGUUUCUUGUGAUGCAGGUUUCUUUCUGCAUCUAAAUACACUGUCUUUUGAUGAUCCUAUAAUGUUUUUAUUUAGUUAUUUAUUCAUCCAUGUAAGGUAUUUUUAAGUCCCCAUAUUAGUGUCUGCAUGUAUUUAAUCAGAAUGUAAGGUUAUUUGUGUGGUCAGUUUUUGUUUUGUUUUGUUUUUUUGAUAGAAAUUUAGGUAGUUUGAGUAUUUAAGUUGAAUGUCCAUAGUAUUACCUUAAAUUAAAAUUUCAGUAUGUAGGUGUCUGUCUUAUAUAAAAGAAUAAUAAUUAUGUUAAGGCAUAGUAGACUUCUUUUGAACACUUUUUUUUUUCGUUGAUUUUUAUUAUAAGUAUAAACCAAGAGAUGCAUUUCUCUGGAGAAGAGUUUAUCUCCUGGAUAAAUAAAAUCAUGCUAAAAUUUGUGAGUAAUAUGUAUUGCUUUUGUAAUGAGAACUACAAUAAAAAUUAUUUUUAAUUUAAAAA